Messenger RNA from Rhipicephalus sanguineus (brown dog tick), 1122 nucleotides. RefSeq lists its product as uncharacterized. The record is from RefSeq and is a predicted model, not a curated record. Lineage: Eukaryota; Metazoa; Arthropoda; Arachnida; Ixodida; Ixodidae. The coding region runs from base 249 to 731 and encodes 160 amino acids. The transcript has 2 exons.
UCCUCUCUCAGCUGACACUGGCGCGUGUUCCUCGUACCGGGAAGAUAAAAAACAAAAAUGUGAAGUCGUCGCAGACGUUUCGCCGAGCCGUGAAAGAGACGAGGCACCGAUGAUGAGUGGUGCUUAAUCAAAUCGGUCGACCUAGUGCGCAUAUUGAGCGGGAGCUUACACGGAGGCCGCUGCGCCAUACCAAGGCCGCUGCCCGUACCUCGGGCUCAGCCGGGGUCCCGAAGCUUGGAAGUGUCCUCAUGAACUCUGGUUUUGCGAGAAGCGGGACGAUGACGUGCAACGGAAGCUUUCAACGGCAACGUGGCGACAACAGCACUGCAAGUUACAGCAUCACCGAGCGACCUCCUCCGAUACGGUCGCGUUCUGGGACGGCUGCCGCGCGUGGUCUACCGCGCGUCCUGACCUUGACAGUCUUGUUGACACUGCUGCACUUUGUCCUCCUGCUGGCCCACCAGGCCGCUGCCCAAGAGGAGGACGUCGCGACAACGACUACGACGACAAAGAGACCGACGCCCACAAAGACCCGCGAGAAAGGUCUCGCCAAACACAUCUGCAAGGGCACGCAGAAGUUCACCAACACCAUCGACCUGCUACUAACGUUCGGCAAGAAAGUUCUGGAAGACCCGAGACCACUCAAGAUUGGAGAGCGACUAGGGUCUGAACGUGACCCUCAACGGACUCGACACCCUGCAGCUCCGCGGAACACCUCAGACGUUCUGUAACGAGAGCGUCGCCGAGGCGGUGAUACCGCUCAGGCUUGUCGCCUUCGGUGGUGCUGCACCGCAGGCGAUCCAUCCUGUUCGGAGAAUCGAACAGCGACAAGAACGUCUCGUACACCCUCGUUGGACUCGAGAUGGACGUCGGCGUGCGAGUAAACAGGAACGACCCCGACCGACACGUGGAGAUUACGUCACUCGACAUCGUGUACGUGGACGUGAUCGAGAUCGAGGUGAAGACGUUCGCGCCCAUCUCGGGAAGGCCGGUCACCUUGUUCCUGGAGCGGCCGCCCACGGCCGCUAAGCUGGCCAUGCUGAGGCCCAUCAUUCAGUCUGGGUUGCAGAGGAUGAUCGACAGCGGAGGCUUUAAGUUAUCGUCGUAAUAAAAUGUUGUUUU